GAGAGAGCCCUUGGCUUUCCGGCUGCAGGUUGGCGCGGCGCAUCAUAACACAAGAAAGAAGCUUCUUGACGCAGGGGGAGAGGAGAGGAGAGGAGAGAAGGAUUACCCGCCUAGUCCAGUCCUCGUGCUCCAUCGUUCACGCCCGCCAACCCCACCACCACCACCACCACCACCACCAGCCGUGCUCGUGCAUUGCAAUUUGCCGGCGUUUCUUUUUCUUUUCUGGAGCAAGUUUCAUCUUUUUCUCAUUCCCAUUCCAUUCGGUCACGACUCGCUCCUUCUUCCCAUUUGCCUUCUUCCCUUUGGCCCUCACUGCCUCCCUAUAUAUACUCGUCGCUGCACGGUCGCCGACCUCCCGUCCCCUCCUCUCCCCUGCCUGCAUUCCUCCAAUCCAUCUCCAUCUACUUAUCGAUCCAUCCUAGGGGAAUUAGAGAAGAAAGAUCGCAAUGGGCGGGGCUGACGGGGUGGCCAAGCCUGUGGCGGCGAUGGUUGUGGUGCAGGUCAUCUUCGCCGGCGUCAACAUCUUCUACAAGCUCGCCUUGUGCGACGGCAUGGACAUGAGGGUCCUCAUCGCCUACCGAUACCUCUUCGCCUCCGCCGUCCUCGCGCCGCUCGCCUACUUCAUCGAGAGGAGGAACCGAACAAAGCUGACGUGGAGGGUGGUGGUGCUGUCUUUCAUCUGCGGCCUCACCGGGGGUUCGCUGGCGCAGAACCUGUACAUCUCCGGCAUGAAGCUCACCUCCGCCACCUUCGCCUCCGCCAUGACUAACCUCAUCCCGGCCAUCACCUUCGUCCUCGCCCUCCUCUUCCGCUACGAGAGUAUCGCCGUCCGCACCUUCUCGGGCCAGGCCAAGGUCGCCGGCACCCUCCUCGGCGUCGGCGGCGCCAUGCUGCUCACCUUCUACAAGGGCGCCGACAUCACGCCCUGGGCCAGCCACAUCGACCUCGUCACCGCGGUCACCGCGCACGCGGAAGCGGCGGCCGGGCUGCACCCCACCGUGGAGGCCACCAACCGGGUCAUGGGCUCGCUGCUCGUCAUCGGCAGCUGCUUCUUCUACGCGCUCUGGCUCAUCCUCCAGGCCAAGCUCAGCAGGGAGUACCCGUUCCACUACUCCAGCACCGCCCUGAUGUGCCUCAUGAGCACGCUGCAGUCCAUCGCCUUCGCGCUCUGCUACAACAGGGACGUCGCGCAGUGGCGACUCGGAUUCGACAUCAGGCUCCUAUCCGUCGUCUACUCGGGCGUUCUUGCGUCAGGGGUGAUGCUGGUGGUGCUGUCAUGGUGCGUGAAGCGGCGGGGUCCUCUGUUCGCGUCGGUGUUCAACCCGCUGAUGCUGCUGGUGGUGGCCGUGCUGAGCUCCCUGCUGCUGGGCGAGAAGCUGCACCUCGGGAGCGCGCUGGGCGCGGUGCUCAUCGUGAUGGGGCUCUACGCUGUGCUGUGGGGGAAGGGCCGCGAGACGGCGACCGAGGCGGCCAAGGUCGGCGAGCUGCCUGAUGACGACGGCGGGCGAAUCGACGUGGUCGUGCAGCGCCUCAGCAACUGCGCGCAGCAAUGUCAAUCCGAUCAGCAGCCCCGCGACGGCGCGGAGAUGGCGCAUGCAGUCUCAGCCUGGGGACGAUAAGUGGAGGCUGCAGGAGCAGCAGCAGCGGUCGACGACGAGAUGAACUCAACUGAUCCGCCGUAGAAUUGCAUUGCCUUGGAUUGGCGCAUCAUGCAUGGAAUUCCAUCGAUCUGUCUCAAGAUCGACGAUAUAUAUGUAGAUAGAAGCGGCGUAGUUGCGAGAUAGAAUCAAUUAACAAGUGGGCGUGCUUUAGUUUGUGCCCCCUUGAAUUUUGGUUGUUGACUACACAAGCACAGAAGAUGGAUCAUACCGGAGGAGAAUCAGCCAGGACUAGUACGUGAUCAGACAGGGUACGGUGAAGAACAAAACGGUCCAUGGCCGACGGACGACACCAGAUUGUUGGGUUCUGUGAUAGCUCUGUUUGCAUACUAUCUCUAUUCUGAAACAGAUGUUGUCUUAGGAAGGUAGUUUUAUUCUUAAAUAGAUGUCAUUUUAGAUUUUUUUAUAUGAUGUUUUU
Phragmites australis (common reed) is the source of this 2076-nucleotide messenger RNA. Its product is annotated as WAT1-related protein At1g68170-like. Lineage: Eukaryota; Viridiplantae; Streptophyta; Magnoliopsida; Poales; Poaceae. Bases 447 to 1619 code for a protein of 390 amino acids. Gene Ontology annotation, molecular function: transmembrane transporter activity. Gene Ontology annotation, cellular component: plasma membrane. The record is from RefSeq and is a predicted model, not a curated record. The transcript has 4 exons.